CUGUAGAAAUGCAGAUUUCUGUCCAUUAGAAAUGAAUUUCGAAGGUUAAUUGUUAUGAUUUUGAUUAAAAAUUAGCAUAAUUAUACAAGAAAGUUAAAAUGAAGCGCUCACGUGCGCUCUAACAUACUCGAAUUUGAAUACAUUCGAGUUAUAAUCUUGACUUCUGUAUUUAUCCCCGACUCCUGUCCACAUGUUUGUGCGAUAAGAUAUCACUGUCUACUUCACUUAAUGAUAAUGUAUAAGGACUUAGUUUGAAUAAACAGAGGAAUUUCUAAAUUAAGAAAUUAAGGAUACUAACCAUUUAAUUAAGUCAUAAUGCCAGCCAAUGUAGAAGUAUUGAUAAAAAAGAAUGGUAACGCCACCGGAGAGGGCCCACACUGGGACGAGCAUACACAAUCACUUCUGUAUGUUGAUAUACACGCCAAAGAAAUGCACAGAUGGUCUGCAGCUACAGGGAAAGAUGAAAAAUACACUUUCGAUGAUUACUGCUCUCUGGUAGUACCAUGUAAGAAAGGAGGUUAUAUAGUGAGUAUUGGAAAGUCGGUGUGCCAUUUUGAUUGGGAUUCCAAGAAACUGGAUGUGUUACAUACUGUUGAUAAAGACAAAGGAACGAGAAUCAACGACGGAAAAUGUGAUGCUUCAGGCAGACUUUGGUUUGGUGAAAGGAACAAUCGUCAUUCUACAUUUAGUUUCAAUUAUGUCAUAAAGUACUUAGAAGUCGAUGGGACUUUGAAAAAGCACAAAGAAGGAGUCAGUAUAUCUAAUGGUCUUGCGUGGACAGCCGAUAACAAAACCAUGUAUUAUAUUGAUUCAAUUCCAAGAAAAGUGUUCGCCUAUGACUUCGACAUUAAUACAGGAAAUAUGAGUAAUGAACGCACAGCUAUAGACUUUGAUAAAGUCGAAGGAUUGCCGAAGUUAGCGUUACCGGACGGAAUGACAAUAGAUACAGAAGAUAAAUUGUGGGUGGCAUGUUUUCUAGGUGGACGAAUUACUCGUUUUGAUCCAGUAACAGGAAAAGAAAUUGGUCGUGUGGAUGUACCAGCUAAGCGAUCCACUUCCUGCUGCUUUGGCGGUAAGAAUUUUGAUGAACUUUUCAUAACAAGUAUAACAGAUGGCGCUACAGAAGAGGAGCUGAAGGAGACACCAGAUGCAGGUUCAGUUUUUCGCGCAACCGGACUUGAAGCAAUAGGAAAACCUGCACCGGUUUAUGAAGGGUGAAAAAAACAUUUUGCGGAUUCAGACUUACAUUAUUGCAUAUAGAUGAUUCUUAAAUGAAAUGUUUUGUGCGGAAAAAUGCACUUAAAUACAUGUAUGGAUCCAUAUCUUACACGAUGUGUUUCUUUAAAUGACCCUGUCAGGUGCUUUUUUGAGUCGCCACAUAUAUGUAAUCUUGACUCCUGGUAUUCAAUAAUCUUAGUAUUUAUGAAUUAUGCAGACUAUUAUGUGGUGAUUUGUUUGAAAAUAUGUAUUAUUGAAAUUAUUUUACUUACAGCUCUUAUAUAUCUGUUGCUAGUUGUUUGUACAUUUUUGUUUUCAGUAGUCGGUUAAAAAGCUCAGUCAGAGCUUAUGUUUUAUUGUUGUAUGUCUUGCCGACUUGAAAUAAAACUUAUUUUAUGUUACUUA
Messenger RNA from Mercenaria mercenaria, 1623 nucleotides. Its product is annotated as regucalcin-like. NCBI's taxonomy places the organism in Eukaryota, Metazoa, Mollusca, Bivalvia, Venerida, Veneridae. The coding region runs from base 316 to 1218 and encodes 300 amino acids. The record is from RefSeq and is a predicted model, not a curated record. The transcript has 7 exons. Gene Ontology annotation, molecular function: gluconolactonase activity; enzyme regulator activity; calcium ion binding. Gene Ontology annotation, biological process: L-ascorbic acid biosynthetic process.